Molecule: messenger RNA, 2760 nt
Organism: Habropoda laboriosa
Lineage: Eukaryota; Metazoa; Arthropoda; Insecta; Hymenoptera; Apidae
Product: ankyrin-3-like
Exons: 5
Coding region: 328-1737 (469 amino acids)
Biological process (GO): intracellular signal transduction
Molecular function (GO): protein binding
Source: RefSeq, a predicted model, not a curated record
CGGGAGGGAGCGAGUGGGGGAAAAAUUGUCGGUGGGGCGCGUUGGGAAAUUUCGGGCGAAACGGGAAGAUAAAAGCGGCGAAGAUCGAAGAGAGAUCCGUGUGGAUCGGUUGGAGGAGAGCACAAAGGUAUACGUACACACUCGACUCUCGAGUCGCGCGGCGAGUUGUUGGAAGAGAAAAUUGCGCAGUUGUCGCGAGCGGCGGGUGAUUUGGUGCGCACACUCCCGCGCGUUCCCUUUGUGUUAUUUUCGGGUGGAAUCACCGUUCGAAGCUUUAAAUAGGACCGACUUUCCGACAAAGAAGGCAGUUUGCAACUUGGAUUCUACAUGCUGGAACAUCGCAGAGUAUUCACCAUGCCUUCCGAAUGCAUCGCCAAUCCGUUGCAACGAGAACUAGCCGACGCUAUAAUCCGUUUACAACCGCUCGACGAGAUCCGAAUACUGCUGGCAUGCGGGGCAAAGGCGAACGAGGCUGUGACACAGGGCUUGCGGCCGUUGCAUUACGCGGUGUGGCAGCGGUAUACGGAGGCGGCCCAGUUGUUGUUGGUACGCGGCGCGGACAUUGACGCGACCGACGAAUGUGGUUAUUCGCCGUUGCACCUCGCUGCCGAACACGGCUACUUGGAUUUGGUGAAGUUCUUGCUCGAGCACGGUGCCAAAGUCGACCAUCGACCAGAGACGGGAGAACUUUUUCCAAGAACGACAUUGUGCGACGAACCGCUACGGCUUGCUCUGAGAAAUCGGCACGUCGAGGUGGCUAGAAUUCUGCUGGAAGCUGGCGCUAACCCGAAUAAAAGAUAUUUCUUCGGGUCGGAGAUCAACCUGGUCUCUCCGUUGGACCUGCAAUGCAUGGAAUUGUUGUUAGCGUUCGGAGCUCAACCGAACACGAGGGAUCGCGCUGGAUUGACGCCGCUAAUGAAAGCAACGAGACUACCGCAGGGUAUAGCUUCGGUGCUGCUUUUGCUGAGCUACGGUGCGGACGUGAAUUCGAUGGCUGAUGCGCGACACGACUACCGGACGGUUCUGCAUUACGCGAUCCUCGGCGGGGAUCCGACGGUGAUCGACCUGCUUCUGAAGCAAGGUGCCCGACUCGAUCUCGGGCCCGAGUAUCAAAAACCCACGGCUCUCGACCUGGCUAUCUUGAAAGGGGACCCCUCGAUCGUACAAAUGCUCUUGGAAUCGGGCGCGGACGUGAACGCCACAUCGCCGAUCAUCGGCUCGCCGCUUCACGUCGCUUGCGCGGACAACAUUCCAAACAGGCUGGAGAUUCUGUCGAUGCUGUUGGAACGAGGAGCGGAUCCGAACUUGGUGAUACGUAGCGACGAAGGGCCCGCGUUGCGUCCAGUUCUCGCGGAAUACGUCGCUUCGAACGAGAACCCGUCGAUCGAAGUGGUGUCCCUUUUGCUCAAGUACGGGGCACGAGUUGUAAUCAAGACGCAGUUCCGCGACCCUCACGGCAUACUCAACUCUCUUCAGAACACGGCGGAUAAGCCGCGACUGUUGAAGGCGUUGCUCGAAGCGGCGGAAAGUUUCGAUCCUUGCAUGAUACGAAGAUCGAGUAGUUUGACGGAUGCGCAGAAAGCGUUGGUAAUGGAAGCGGCAAGAACUCCGUUGCCUUUGACUCAUCAAGCCAGAUUGAUAGUUCGCAAGCACUGCGGCACAAAGUUACCCAAGAUCGUUUCUAAACUCCAAUUACCGCAGUCGCUGCAUCGCUAUCUCCUCUACGAUUUCCACUGACAAUGAGACUCUUCCCCAUCUGGUUAUGCCACCGCAUCUCUUUCUCCACCUUCUUUUCACCCGCUCCGAUCCAAGUUGGACUGCGUUAGGUUAGGUUAAUUCUCUCCUUCGAUCUUACUUUACUUUCUUCCGACAAUGUACGUACAUAUUUUCCCUCCCCUCGUCCUGCACACUUUUGUACCUUUGUCUACUGCAUGCGUGCAUGGUACAUACUUACGUAAGUACGCCGUACAUACGGCACAACCUGUUAUGCACACGCGGAGACAGAAAUUACGCAUCCGCAGAAAUAAAUGAAUCGCGUUUACGCGAAUGACACGUGGCCAUUCGUACGCGUAUUCAUAUGUAUAUUAUUGUAUAUACGUAGAUAUUUUCUAUGCACUCGUUGUGUGUGUUGCAUACGUACUAAAAGGUGAAUGAAAAUAAACCAAGGAUCCUACUCUACACCGUCGAUAAAUGUAUACAUACAUGUAACAUGUACCUGCAUAUUUACUUAUGGAAUGGUAAGACCAGCCCGUUUUUAUAUGUGUACCAACUGAUGAUAAACCUGAAAAUACCAUUCCUUCCGUCUGUCUAUUUUUUAUUCUCGUUCCUUCUCGUUCGUUUCUCUGCAACGCCCCGCGAUGGAGGAAAGGCACGGUACCUGGUCAAGUUGGACCAAGAAGAAAAUAUAGGUGCAGGAAAGACGUGUAAUUGUAAGGGGUGGGCGCGUGUCACGUACGUGGGGGCCACUGUUGGCCAGGAAACUGCAACGCGCGGAAUGUUGGCCGAUGAUGGUGUGACGUCCAUUCAUUCUCAACUAUUUCGUUCUACCCUACCUUCUUCCACUGGCUCGAAAUAGCAGCCUCGAUACGGUGACCCGCGUCGAAGCAUAUUGGCAAUCUGGUUGUUGCGUCAGUGAGGAAAUUGCAAACACUGCGAGCGAAUGACUUAUGCCAAUUUUCCGAUAUCUACGUAUAUAUGUAUGUAUAACAUAAUCUUUUUAUCGAGUCUGCUAUUUCGUUACUUGUAUGUACAGCAUCAAGG